UUUAAAGGUAGGCCCAUUUGGCACCAACAGAUCCACUCUUUAAAAGGCGGCCAUCUGAUAAAAAGGCAAGUUAGGGUUUUCGUGUUCGGUGGUAGCUCCCUUCACCUCCCGGCGCCGAGAAUCUCUGCAGACGAAGCUAGGAUGCCGUCCCACAAGACCUUUAGAAUUAAGAAGAAGCUGGCCAAGAAGAUGAGGCAGAACAGGCCUAUUCCCUACUGGAUCCGGAUGAGGACCGACAACACCAUCAGGUACAACGCUAAGCGUCGACACUGGCGCCGCACCAAGCUUGGAUUCUGAGCUGCUUGCCUGCGCUCUGCCCUCCAUUCUUUGGGUGGUUUAUUUUAUUUUUCUUUUUUCUGAUUUUGUUAGGCUUUAGUUUUUAAACAAUGAUUCGUAAUAUGUUGUUUUGCAUCUCUUUCUAAAGGAUUAGUAUGUUAUAGAUGGCUGAUUUGGUCUGCCGCCAAUAUAUUUUUCGGUAAUUUGGAUAUUCUUCAUA
Prosopis cineraria is the source of this 496-nucleotide messenger RNA. Its product is annotated as 60S ribosomal protein L39. NCBI's taxonomy places the organism in Eukaryota, Viridiplantae, Streptophyta, Magnoliopsida, Fabales, Fabaceae. The transcript has 3 exons. Gene Ontology annotation, biological process: translation. Gene Ontology annotation, molecular function: structural constituent of ribosome. The record is from RefSeq and is a predicted model, not a curated record. Gene Ontology annotation, cellular component: ribosome; cytosolic large ribosomal subunit. Bases 142 to 297 code for a protein of 51 amino acids.